UUAUCGAGAAUGCUUUCAAGUCUAACAAUGCAAAGCCCAGAAAGCCAGCGAGCACAACGUUGGAGAGUUUGAGUGCAGCGCGGGCGCGGGCCCCUCCCCCUUCGGCUCCUGCGGGCUGGGCUACAUGCUGGCUGGGCUGCGGCCGGGUGACGUGGCGCACCCGCCCAUGUACGCCAUGCCCGUGGACAGCUGCUUCCGGUUAGGGGACGCCUACAGCCUGCAGCUGGCCUCCAACUUUUUUGCCUACUACGCCACAGAAAAGGCUGGGGGCAAGGGUGAGGCGGCCAAGGCGCUGGAUGCGGCGCGGCGGCUGGCGCAGCUGAACGAGGCGCGCACUAUGGCCGGCGGCUCUUUGGCGGGUGCGGUCAAGUUGGUGCGGGAGGUGGAGUCGGCCCGGCCACCGGAGCCAUGCGUGGACGCCGCGCAGCGCAAGCUGUACAACGCCUUCUUCCAGAGCUGGCUGGCGGGCGACCGGCACCAUGACGUGGGCGCCACAGUGGGCCGCGGCGGCGUCUCGGCGGCGGGCGGUGGCGACGGUGCGGGGGCGGGGCUGCCGCUGCGAUUUGCGGACGUGACCACGCGCAAGCACAACCCCAAGCAGCAGCACCCCGUGUGCCAGACCUCCAACUCCAUCUACGGUGCCAAGGCUCCCAGCCAGCUGGACAUGCCGCUCUCCUACAGCUCAUUACUGGAAGCGCCCCACAAGCAGAACUAGGGGCCAAACGCGGCACCAGCCGUAAAAGCGAGGCAAGGCCAAUUUGCGCGUCCUGGCGUGGAUAUGUCGGCAUAUAUCCACACAUUUGAUCCCCCCCAUACACCCCGCGAAACGACCACAAGUGGUCAUUACCGCAUCGGGCGACGGCGGCUCCGUUGCUGGAUGGUGGCCGCUCCGUGCGGUUGGGGCGCAGUGUAUGGACGAGAGCGGGGGGGGGGGGGAGAGGGCCUUAGGUGCCAAGCCCUGC
Molecule: messenger RNA, 962 nt
Organism: Chlamydomonas reinhardtii
Lineage: Eukaryota; Viridiplantae; Chlorophyta; Chlorophyceae; Chlamydomonadales; Chlamydomonadaceae
Exons: 1
Coding region: 125-715 (196 amino acids)
Biological process (GO): axoneme assembly
Cellular component (GO): axonemal microtubule
Source: RefSeq, a predicted model, not a curated record